AUGUCCAAACUCCACUCUGCUGUCUACAUCGCGCCUCCAGUCCCUUUUAAAAGCCCAGGCAAAGGAAGCGGCGGAGGUCUCUGGUCACCCAUCUCCUGUACCCUCAUUUACUCUGCCACCGAGGCAGUUCUAGUCGACACACCCAUCACCAUCCAGCAGACCCAAGGACUCAUCGCAUGGAUCGAGCGCAUCGCUCCCAAGCGAAAGCUCUCCUACAUUUACAUGACGCACGGACACGGCGACCACUUUUUCGGGCUGCCACUGCUAGUACAGCGAUUCCCUGAGGCCAACCCCAUUGCUACAGCGGCCACGCUGCGGCAUAUGGAGCAGCAGAUCGAAGAGAAGAAUUUUCAAGGAUGA
Messenger RNA from Aspergillus glaucus CBS 516.65, 360 nucleotides. RefSeq lists its product as uncharacterized. The record is from RefSeq and is a predicted model, not a curated record. Lineage: Eukaryota; Fungi; Ascomycota; Eurotiomycetes; Eurotiales; Aspergillaceae. The transcript has a single exon. The coding region runs from base 1 to 360 and encodes 119 amino acids.